GAAAGACCGUAUUAAUAGUCCUAUUAAUCGCAAAUCUCUUUAGCCCAAAACCUCUCCUUUCCUCUCUCUGAAAUCAGCGGCGAUGGCAACAAGCGUAGUACCAGCGGGGCGCAGCGCGCGGAGGGCGGCGGCGGAGGAUGAAAAGCUGGUGUUUGAAACAACUGAGGGAGUAGAACCUGUGGCAAGUUUCGAUGAGAUGGGAUUAAAAGAAGAUUUAUUGAGAGGGAUUUAUAAUUAUGGAUUUGAAAAGCCGUCAGCAAUACAACAAAGAGCUUUAAUGCCGAUAAUUAAAGGCCGUGAUGUUAUAGCGCAAGCUCAAUCUGGUACUGGAAAGACUUCUAUGAUUGCUCUUACUGUUUGCCAGCUCGUUGAUACUGCUAGCAGAGAGGUCCAGGCAUUGAUAUUGUCACCUACAAGGGAACUGGCAGAGCAGACAGAGAGAGUGAUAACUGUAAUUGGUGAAAACAUUAAUAUACAAGUACAUGCAUGCAUUGGAGGAAAAAGUGUGGGCGAGGAUAUUCGAAAACUAGAACAUGGAGUUCAUGUAGUUUCUGGGACUCCUGGCAGAGUCUGUGACAUGAUCAAGAGGAGGUCAUUACGCACAAGAGCCAUCAGAGUACUAGUUCUUGAUGAAUCUGAUGAGAUGUUGAGCAGAGGGUUCAAGGAUCAAAUCUAUGAUGUGUAUAGAUAUCUCCCACCCGAGCUUCAGGUUGUCUUGAUUUCUGCUACUCUUCCUAAUGAAAUUUUGGAGAUUACUAGCAAGUUCAUGACAGAUCCUGUAAAGAUUCUUGUGAAACGUGAUGAGUUGACUUUGGAGGGCAUCAAGCAAUUUUUUGUUGCCGUGGAAAAAGAAGAAUGGAAAUUUGAGACUCUGACUGACCUUUAUGAUACUCUUACCAUCACUCAAGCUGUUAUUUUCUGCAAUACAAAGCGAAAGGUUGAUUGGCUAACUGCCAAGAUGGUUGAAUUUAACUUCACUGUCUCAUCAAUGCAUGGCGACAUGCCUCAAAAGGAGAGAGAUGCAAUUAUGUCUAAUUUCCGGUCUGGUGAAACUCGUGUACUGAUCACAACUGAUGUUUGGGCUCGGGGGCUUGAUGUUCAACAGGUUUCUCUGGUAAUUAACUAUGACCUUCCAAACAAUCGAGAGCUUUACAUUCAUCGAAUUGGUCGUUCUGGUCGUUUUGGACGGAAGGGUGUUGCUAUUAACUUCGUCAAAAGUGAUGAUAUCAGGAUUUUAAGAGAUAUUGAACAGUAUUACAGCACCCAGAUUGAUGAAAUGCCUAUGAACAUCGGUGAUCUGAUAUGAGACAUGCAGUGAUUGGUGUUAUUUGCCCGUGGAUGGUAUUCGUGUUGUGUGGUUUCCCAUCUUUUUGAUGAGCUUGUACACUAAAGCUUGGUGCUGUUUAAAUUGUGGGUGGUUUUGUGUGACAAGAAGAAAUGCUAGAUUAGCCUUAACUCGUUUGAUAAGAUUGUGAUUAAGAUGCUCUCUUAUUGAAUUUAUACUCUAGAUGGAUUGUAUGUUGAUGAACUAAUUUUUUCUUUAGUAAUUUAUGAACCUCUUUUUUCUUGCUUAUGAAA
Molecule: messenger RNA, 1578 nt
Organism: Populus euphratica (Euphrates poplar)
Lineage: Eukaryota; Viridiplantae; Streptophyta; Magnoliopsida; Malpighiales; Salicaceae
Product: eukaryotic initiation factor 4A-3
Exons: 8
Coding region: 83-1306 (407 amino acids)
Molecular function (GO): ATP binding; RNA helicase activity; nucleic acid binding
Source: RefSeq, a predicted model, not a curated record